Messenger RNA from Zootoca vivipara (common lizard), 22990 nucleotides. The record is from RefSeq and is a predicted model, not a curated record. Lineage: Eukaryota; Metazoa; Chordata; Lepidosauria; Squamata; Lacertidae.
UGGAACAUUUCUGCCAAUGUUGCUGCACUUCUGAUUCUUUCUUCUAUACUUCAGGCCGGGCAAGGGGAACCUCUGGUGCCAUGUGUGGUUGUGGGGCAGUUAAAAGAUGCAGCUGCAAAGGAACCACCGGGAACAUUAAAGUGUGCCCCAGAUUGUGCUUCUGCGAGCCUUGGGUGCACUUUAAAAUUAGCAGCAAAUCCAAGGCCCACUGGAAUCAGCUCCUCUUUCCCCCCCUUAGCAUCCUGGCUUCAACUCCACCUGGUCUGGAAGGAAGGAAUAAAGUAGGGAGCAUACAGUACUCUUAAGUUUGCACUCACAAAUAUUUCCUUUGAAGCUAAGUUACCUGACUUCUUACUGACACCAGGCGUAGACAUUUACUUGUCAAAGUGGUGUGGGGGGCUCAAGAAAUUAAGUUCCACCUCAAGAAAUUUAGUUCCACCUGCUCCCCAGCCUUGCUUUAGAGCCACUUGCCCUAUACAAGAUAAUUUUGGCCAUUCUUUUUGUCUGUGCUUGGUAGUAUCUAGCAUACUUUGAUAACUUUGGGAGUCUUUAAAAGAAAUCCCAAAUGAGGGUGUAGAUUAGAAGGCUUCCGUUGUGCAGAUUGAACUUGUCGGUCCCUUCCCCCGCCAGAAGUAUGUCAGAGGGAACAACACAUGCUCUUCCUCUGUCUACUCCUGCUUUCUGCCUUUCUUGUUCUCCUGCGCCAUAUCAGUGGGUGCUAAAAGCAACUUUUCAUAUUGCACAUUGGAGCCCGAGGCACACAAUGUAUGCAAGAUAUAUGCUUUGUAUGGACAGCUGCUUUGGGCAACUCUACAUGGCGGUUAAGUUACGCACUGGCCACAUAUUCAGGGUGACUUUCCACUCCAGCCUUCUAUUACUUAACAGUGGCUGUCACACGGCUCCUUUCUGCUGCAUGGAGAGUUUCCUGGCUGGCACCAGCUGCCCUUUGGGGAAGCCCAAGGCUGGUAAGGAAACACUUCACACAAUAGCAGGGCAUUGCUAGCUAAUUAGUAAUGUGGCCUUUCUGGUUUUCCAUUUCGGAUGGGAAGAUUUUACAGUUUCCAGGGCAAAUUAGGUACGUAGUACGAUGAGUACCUGUUGCCAUUGUUUCCCAACUUUAUCCCCGAUACAUCUUAUCUUCCACAUGCGGCUGACACAAUAUCCUCGGAAAGAAAAUGCUUACACAGGAUAGGUUGUGGGCUGGAGCACGGAGAAAAUUGUUAAAAGCCAUUAGAUUUAUUUCCGUUUUUUUUUCCAGAAGAGAAGACAUAUGCACUCCACUAUAACAAAUGAAAAUUUGCUCUCUCUUUAGGGAAAGAGGCCAUUAGGGUAAUUUGCAUCAGGAAAUUUUCACUUUGCAUGGGAAAUUUUUCUGCUGUCCGAGAGAGAGAGAGAGAGAGAGAGAGAGAGAGAGAGAGAGAUCUCAUUUAACUAGCAUUUAUCUUAAUUGUAUUUAGGAAACACAGCUUUUUCAAAAAGUACCCUAUGAUUAUUAUUAUUAUUGUCAUACUACACCACAGAGAUUGGGACUAAUGUACUUCAACUUUGAAACAGCCAGGCUUGCCCAAUACAGUGGAACCUCGGUUUAUGAACACCUCGGUUUACGAAUUUUCGGUUUACGAACGCCGCGGACCCAUCUGGAACGGAUUAAUUCACUUUCCAUUACUUUCAAUGGGAAAGUUCGCUUCAGUUUAUGAAUGCUUCAGUUUAUGAACAGACUUCCGGAACCAAUUACACCCAUGCUUCGGGUUAAGUACGCUUCAGGUUGAGUACUCCGUGGACCCGUCUGGAAUGGAUUAAUCCACUUUCCAUUACUUUUGUGAGGGACAAGGGAUAUCGGGAGGUCCCUCCCAUCUUGAGUUCCAGCCCAUCUCCGAGAGCUGGGGAAAGCAGGGAGAGUUCCGACUCAAGUGGAGAAGCAGGAAGUGGUGUCCGAGGCUCAGGCAAGGUAGCAGAGCCAUUGCCCAAGGUGGGACAGGAAGGGGGGAGCAAGGGGGGAAGGCCAAUCCCACCGACUCCGGAAUUGCACAAGAAACGUCGGGGGAAGAGGCUGGGUCUCCCCAAGCUUUUAUGCUGGAGAAGAACGCGCCAAACUCCAUUCGGAGGUACUGAAGAAAACGGAUAAGAUGUAUCUCUGUAAAUAGCACUGCCUUUAGCACUGUAAAUACACAGCACCAAUAAAAGGAUAAAAUGCAGAGCUGUGUGGAGUCGUUACUCUGAAGUAGCCCACCCAGGCCACUGUGACAACUUUCAAUGGGAGAGUUCGCUUCAGUUUAUGAACGCUUCAGUUUAAGUACUCCACGGACCAUCUGGAACAGAUUAAUCCACUUUCCAUUACUUUAAUGGGAAAGUUCGCUUCAGUUUAUGAACACUUCAGUUUAUGAACAGACUUCCGGAACCAAUUGUGCUCAUAAACCGAGGUACCACUGUAUUGCAUUUGCAACUGGAAUUGCAUUCAUUGUUACUAAUGAGUUUAUGAAAUUUGAAAAUUUUCCAUGGGAAAAACAAAGCACUGGGAAAAAAUUUCCCAGACAAUGUUCUUCCCAAACAUUGCUGAUGCCAAUCAGUACUAGAUACGUAAGCCACCAUGGAGGAAGUGGCCAGGGUUGCAAAUAAGCUAACCUAUAGAGUCAUUGUACAACAUCGUCCAGGUGGUUCUUCGGCUGAUGAGGGGGCAAUGACUUGCCUUCCAUCCUAUUGACCAGUAUUUCCCAAACUUGGGUCUCCAGCUGUUUCCAGACUACAAUUCCCAUCAUCCCUGACCCCUGGUCUUCCUACCUAGGGACAAUAGGAGCUGUAGUCCAAAAACAGCUGGAGACCCAAGUUUGGGAAACCCUGCUAUCAACUGUUUAACUGCAACAGUGUAUGUGAGUGUUCCUGGGUUCCAUAAACUCUUGUUACUGAAUGCUCUGCAAUAUGGCUCCUUCCACUUUCUGGAUUUUAUGACAUCUCCUAAGGAUACUGAGCACUGAACAGAAGCAAGACUGAAACAUCCCUGAGGUUCAGAACAUGGGGGCUGUUCCCUUACUGCAUGACAGAGCAGAAACAUCGAAGGGUGGGGAGAAAAAUCUGAAUUACUAGAUGAAAAAAUAGAUGCCUUUCCCCUCUGUGCCCGCACACAUGCGGAACCAGCUCAGCCUUAUUGAAGUGGAGGAUGCAGUGCUAUGUAGUUGGAGGUGUGGGCCAAAUACUCUUCUUGUAAACCACCCAAGUCUCACCUUUUCUGGAGGAGGAACGGAUAAUCAGCAAGACACUGAUUAGAUCAUGGCAAUUACCCCACUUCCUCCAAGGUCCUUCCCAGCUACCUGUUACUCCUCCAGCACAGGGCUGGAGAGAGGAGACAGUGCAAAAGUCAAGUCUUGUGUUGUGGGCAAAGCUCAGCUUCUGGGCAUUGGUGAUGGGUCUUUUCAGCUGCCUUGGUAGAAGAGCGGUUGGGAAGAGAGAUCUCGAGAUCCUGGUUGCUGAUGUUCCUCAGAAAGGUUUGGCUAAUAGAAGAAGUUUCAGGUGUGGCUUGGUUGUUUUCCAGUUCCAUCUCCGCUUGUUUUCUACUUCUCUUACUCUUUUACCUCUUCUGUUUCCCCUGCACUCCCCUUUCCCUAUGGAGAAAAUUUUUUAAUUGUAUAAUCUGAACAAUGUAGUUUAAGGUGAUGAGUAGAGUUGGGAAUGCAAGAUUCUGUACAGUCAUACCUCUAGAUACGAAUGCUGUGGGUUGCAUACAACACGGGUUAUGUAUGCGCCAAACCCGGAAGUAACGGAAUGGGUUAUUUCUGGGUUUGGUGAUUUGCGCAUGCGCAGACGCACCAAAUGACACCAUGUGCAUGCGCAGAAGUGCCAAAUUAUGCGGGGAGCAUGCACAGAUUCGGCGCUUCAGGGUAAGCACUGCUCUGGAUGCGUACGGGGCUCCAGAACGGAUCCCGUUCAUAUCCAGAGGUAAUAAUAAUAAUAAUAAUAAUAAUUUAUUACUUAUACCCCGCCCAUCUGGCUGGGUUUCCCCAGCCACUCUGGGCAGCUUCCAGAAGGAUAUUAAAAUACAAUAAUCUAUUAAACCUUAAAAGCUUCCCUAAACAGGGCUGCCUUCAGGGCUGUAUUCUUAAGAACAGGAUAGCUCAGUUGGUUGGAGUUUGAUGCUGAUAACAGCAAGGUUGCAAGUUUGAUCCCCGUAUGGGACAGCUGCAUAUUCCUGCCUUGCAAGGGGCUGGACAAACUUGGUCCUCCAGCUGUUUUGGGACUACAACUCCCAUCAUCCCUAGCUAACAGGACCAGUGGUCAGGGAUGAUGGGAAUUGUAGUCCCAAAACUGGACUAGAUGAUCCUCAAGGUGCCUUCCAGCCCUACAAUUCUAGGAUUUUAUUAUAAGAAGGGCCAUGUUGGAUUAGGACAAAUGCCCAUCUAGCCCAGCAUGCUGUUCUCACGGCAACCAACCGGAUGCCCCCAAUGGGAAACCCAGAAGCAGGUCUUGAGUGUAGCAGUCCUCUCCUCACUUGUGGUCCCCAGCAACUGCUGGCGAUUCAUCAAGAAUCUAGCUACUACAUGAUGCUCAGGUCCCUUGGAGCCCUAUAAAUUAAAGCCCGCUACCCAAAGAAGGAUUUCAUGUGUCAAUGUUAUAAACUCAGAUAUACAGUGGUACCUCGUGUUAUGGAUGGGAUCCAUUUCGGAGGCCCGUCUGUAACCUGAAAAGCCCGCAACUCAAAGCGCCUUGUCUGCGAUUUGGCGCUUUUGCAGGUUGCCGCGGGACACAAGAUGAAAACACGCAACCUGAAGCGGACGUAACAUGAGGUAUGACUGUAUAAGCUUAGUGCCAAAUGGCUCCUUCCUUAAACCAGGGUUGCAGUUGCCAAAACAGAAUGUCUAGUUGCCAUUCGGGGGCCAGAUGGCUCAAAAGUUGUAUUCUUCCAUACGACUUUUUGGUUCCUGACAUUCGUUCUGAUUGUGCAGAUAAAAUAUUGCAGAUAGAUUCCUUCAGGAUGUGUUGUUAGUGUGUGAAAACAGGCAAGAUCCAAGGAUCCCCGGGCAUGCACCUCCAGAUGGUGGAGACAUCAGGCACCAUCCUGGCACCUGGGCAUCUUCACUUGGUCACAAGUGGCCAAUAGCCAGAUGCAAAAUGUGCCUGGCGCCUGGCUAAUUUCAAACGCUGUGAUGCAUCCGUUUCCCAAGCUCCCUGUGACAUUUUCUUUUUAAACUGGACAGCACCUUGCCUCUUUGGCAGUGGGAACAGCAGAGAACUUCUGCCUGCCAUGCGUGAAUUAUUAUUUUUAGGUGGCAACUUAUGUUCCCUGUAUUCUUAUUAGUGUGGACAUUUGCCUUCUGUUGGUUGCAUUCAGUAUGUGGUAUAAGGUUCUUAGAAGAUGGGUGAGACAAAGGAAGAAAUGUGAGUCCUUUAUAUUGUAGCAGUAUAGUCGAUAAGAGAGCUUUAAAGCCAUAAGGUAAAUAAAAGGAAUCGCCUUACCAACUUUGUCCCCCAAGCCUCCUUCCCACUGCAGGAUAUCCUGGUUCUGUCUUUGUGUGCCUGUUUUCUUUCUUGUCCUCCUCCACACUUUCUUUCCUUGUGUCUAAAUGUGUUGGCAGAUGCUGGCAUUACUUGGCUGCAGGAAUGUGUGGGUGGCGUUUGCUUGGCUGCCACACCCCAGAACUACGCUCACAUAUUUUAAAAAGCAGGGCACUACAAUAGCAUGAGCAUGAAAAGAAAAACAGAAAAAGAAUUCUGUGGUGCAGUCGCUGUAAAUGUCCGUAAACUUUGUUCCCAAUACAAAACACAUGUUUGCUUUUUCUUGUACAGUAAGUGUCUUUGAAAAUAUGAUCAUUGGAUAUGUGUGUGGAUUGAGGUGGGGCAGGGAAGAAAUGGCUGUUGAGUCAUAGAAUUGUACAGUUGUGUACGUCUGUCUGUCUGUCUCUUGUCUCUCUCUAUAUAUAUCUAUACAGUAGAAUCUCGGCUUAUGUUACCCUCGGGUUGCGAAAGCGGCAAACCCAGAAGUAUUUUUUCCAGGUUUCACCGCAUGCACAGAAGUGCUCUAUCGCGCCAUGUGCAGAAGCAACACCUCCGGUUGCGGAAACCUUGGGAUCCGACUGGAGCUCUGGAAUGGAUCCUGUCCGCAACCGGAGGUACCACUGCAUUCUUUCUCGGUUGGUCGGUCUUUCUCUCUCUAGAUCAGAGCUUUCCAAACUCUGUCGCGACACGUUAGUGUGUCGGCUGCAGUGUGUAGGUGUGUCGUGCAAAUGCUCUUAUAAUGGGCUAGUUUAACCUCUGGUUUGCUAGUAAAACUAAAUUACUGUGUCACGAAAUGAUUCAUGUCUGAAAAGUGUGUCACCAACAUGAAAAGUUUGAAAAGCUCUAGAUACACACAUACACUCUAGUCACCUGGGUCUGUACUGCUAGAGUAUAAUAUCUUCUUUUGCAGGCAAAAGCACUGAGCAUAAGGCACUUGCAUCAGAGACGGUUAAAACAUCAGCAGAAAGAAAAGGCCAGGUUUUGCAAAUGGCCAUUCUUUGAUGAUUUUAAUGCAGUAUGACACAGGUCAGAUUCACAUAUUGGGUGCUUUAAAUGCGCAUGGAAGCACAAUGAUUAGCUAAAGCUAAUGUGUCAAGACUUUUCAGCAAAUGGAAAAUUGUUGCUUUUUCUGUGUGCAGAUUUGGCCUUUGAGGACACAAGGUUUCACUCAGAAAAAAAGUGGCCUUUUGGUUUUGGUUUUCUUUUGGCCUUAACUUUACUUCUUUUUAUGUUGAUGACAAAUCCUACACAUUUAUAGCAGUUCUGAGCUUCUCUUAAACUCAGAAGUACAGGCAAUCCUUGUUUUGUGCAGAGGUUACAUUCUGGACCCCUGCGCGCGUUGACAGGAUCCGCAUAAAGCAUUUUGCCCCUGUUUCAACCCACCCUACCCUUUUAGUGGCAUUUUAGUGAUGUUUUUUGGUCACUUCUGGGUUCGGUGCCGUGCGCGCAUGCACAAUUGUGUGUCAAUGGGACGCGCACAAAUCAGUUGUUGCCUGUAUCUGCCUGUAACGUGUGUGUGUGUGUGUGUGUGUGUGUGUGUGUGUGUGUGUGUGUGUUGAGAGAGAGAAGGAAGGAGAGAGGGAGAGUUUGAAUUGACAACAGCUCAAAAAUCAAUAACAGUUGAAUAUCCUGAACAAUAUUAAAACAAAGUGGGAGUUUAAAACACCUGCCAGUUUUGAUUUUCGCUUUUAAGUGUGCUUGUCAGAACGCAAUCCAAGGGCCAAAUUGGAUAUGACAGGAAAGUCUUAUCCAAUUGUGAAACGCCCAGGGCAUUUUAAUGGAAACCUUCCAUAGGGGCAGAACAAUUUGAGUAUCCUAGGUGAGAUGUAACCUUACUAGAAAUGCUCAAUAAGUUGCAUUCUUGUGCUCUUUCGGAGGGUUUCCAUUGGAACUCAUUGGACAUGCAGUUAUUUUAUUAAGGUUCUAAGUAUACAGAAUUCAUUCGGGAUUAUUUGAUGCUGCUUUUUUACGCUUCGAUAGAUAGAUAGAUAGAUGAUGGAUCAAUCCGUCCGUCCAUAUGCCCUACUCUGGCUUACCUAAGUAGCUCUCUUGUUUGUGCCCUUGGAAGGCACCUUUCUGAAAUCCACCCUGUGUUGCAGUGUGGAUGGAGAGUAUACAUUUGUUCAGUGCUUGCAAACAGGAAACAGCUCCACUGGAGAAGAAUGUUUGAGUAGGAGGGAAUUCCAGGCUUUGCCUCUGUAGCCUUGGCCAUUGCCACUGACUGCAGACAUGCCUCUCAUUUACUUGUGUAAACACAGAAAGAUUAAUGAGAUGGCAUAGCAAUGUGUGAAAUUGCAGAAAGGAUAAAAUAGCUGUUUUUAGUCUUCUGGGAAACUUGGGGGCUUUGUGGCCUAUGACCUGGCAACAUCCAGCAUGGUUCUGUUUAACUUCACGUUCACUGCCUCGGUUCCUGUCUUGGUGCUGCAAGAUACCCCAAGGAGAAUUUUGUUUUUAGAUCAAAAGGAAAGAGGCAGGGAUGCUCUAGCAAGGCAUGGCCAACGCAGCUUAGUUGUUAUUAAUAUUUAUUAAUUGAGAUGCUACUCAUUUAUUUAUUUUAAAAAUUAUUUUAUGCACAAAACUCCAACAUGCCUCUGUACACUAGGGACACUUCAGGAGGAAAAAAAAAUAAGACAAUGCACUCCUUUUUUAGACCUUCAAAUACGUGGGGUACUUUCAGUAUGCAAAGCAGUAGAUAGCCAUAUUUAAUUUAAGCAAUAAUUGGAAAUUAUUACACUGUACUUAAUUUGGAUGGUGGCACUGAUGUGCAUGCUUGCACUUUGUGGCAAGCUAGGCGUAAUGCUGGUAGUCCCAUCAAUUGUUGUCAAAUCCCUACAAAGCAGAGCACAUGUGCAGUAGAGCAUGAGUUGUUUGGAGGAAAGUGCCAAGCUGCUCCCCAUCUAUUUUUCUCUCUCUACCAGUGAGCCUCUCUAAAAGCAGAAGAAAUCCCUGCCAAGAGAAAAAUGACUGGGGGAAAAUAGUUUCAGGGAGAAGGGCUGUAGCUCAUGACACACAUCUGCAUGAACUUUGCAGGUGCUAAUAUUUAUGUAUAGAUGAAUUCAGAUGGACUUUCAGAAGGCCACCCUGUAAGCAAAGUUUUAAAAUGGGGGGAGGAAAACUUAAGGCCUGGGGCAAAAUACCUAGGUCUCAGGGCUUGGGAAGACAGGUGAACUAAUACCAGUGUAGUAUAAGAAGCAAAGAUCACCAGUGUUGAAGCAACGAUUCUUCAACAUCAACUUCGUCGGACUGGUCAUGUUGUUCGGAUGCCUGAUGAUCGUCUUCCAAAGCAACUACUCUAUUCCGAACUUAAAAAUGGAAAGUGUAAUGCUGGUGGUCAACAAAAUAGGUUUAAAGGCUGUCUCAAGACAAAUCUAAAAAAAAUGUACUGUAGCAUAAACACCAACAAUUGGAAAACACUUGCCUGCGAGCGCUCCAGUUGGAGAACAGCCUUUACCAAAGGUGUCAUGGGCUUUGAAGACACUCGAACUCAGGACGCAAGGGAGAAAUGUUCUAAGAGGAAGGCACGCUUGGCAAAUCCACACAAUGAUCAACUCCCGCCCGGAGACCGAUGUCCCCACUGUGGAAGGACGUAUGGUUCCAGAAUUGGCCUCCACAGUCACUUACAGACUCAUUGUUAAAACCGUGCUUAUGGAAAAGAAUCUUACUAGGCUACGAGUGGUCGCAGAAGAAGAAGAAGAAGAAGAAGAAGAAGAAGAAGAAGAAGAAGAAGAAGAAGAAGAAGAAGAAGAAGAAGAAGAAGAAGAAGAAGAAGAAGAAGAAGAAGUGGAGCACCCCUGUUCCUCAGAAGCAAACCACCAGGCUCUUUGAACGAGCCACUGGUUUUAACCACUGAAUGACUUGCUUUAAAGCACUAAAUGAGGGUUAGACAUACCUGCUAAAGGCAAAGAUACCUUUGCAUUAAAUAAAGAGUUGGCUGGCUUGUAUCAAUGACAACUUUGCUAAUAUUGCAUUGCUUUUUUGCAGUUUAAUUUUGCAUAUAAGCAAGAGCUGGCCUUUCAACAUUGCUGUACAGUGGACGCUCGGGUUGCAAACAUGAUCCGUGCGGGAGGCAUGUUCGCAACCCACAGCGCCAUGUCUGCGCACACGCGAGUCGUGAUUCGGCACUUCUGCACAUGCGCAAAGCACGAUUUAGCUUUUCUGUGCAUGCGCGAGCACCAAAACCCAAAAGUAACCCGUUCCGGUACUUCCAGGUUCGGCGCGGUGCACAACCUGAAAACGCGCAACCUGAAGUGUCUGUAAUCCGAGGUAUGACUGUAUUCUCCACUCAAAAACCCAACUGUUUCCCACCUCCUUAAAUGUGAAAGAGCACCUCUGGAAGUGGUGCUACUUUGGUGGAAUAAUGCUGUGCUUAUCACAUUUCCCUUCCAACCCAGCCUUGGCACAUGAUAACAGAGUUCUAGGAACCUAAAAAGACAGGCUUAGGAUGGAGGAAUCAAGCUGCAUUAGCUUGGCCUAAUUCCCAGCAUGCUAUUGUCAGCAAUGUGGCUUCAUCUUGAUUGCAACCAACAAUUUUUUUUAUAGAGGAUUGUGGCUUUGUGCAACUGAAAUCCUAAUAAGCUUCUAAGUGCUUUAGUUUUUACUAUCCUCUCUGCAAACCUUUGGUGUGGUGUUGGCAGAAUUAUGUAAAGGCAAACUUUAUGUGGUGGCCUAAAUCAACAUUCCCCUUCUGUGCUAUCCCCACUCUAGAUGGUUCCAGGUUCAAUCCCCAACGCCUCCAGCUAAGGCUGGGACAGACCCGUUUUUUAAUUGCGUUUUUAUUUCUUAAUUGUUUUUUGUUGCAUUGCAGUUUGAAUUCGGUAGAAUUCAAAUUGCAGUAGAAUAAAAUACAGUAUAAGAAAUCAAAGGAGCGAUACAAAUACAAUGGGGGAAAAUGCAGCAUCUAGUAAAGUGAGCUACAAUUGCUACAACAGGCAGAAAAGUCAUUAGCAAAUUUCACAUGGUCCAUGGGGCAAAAGGUUUGGGAAUCACUGGAGCAGACCCAUUGAAAUGAGUGGGCAUAAGUUAGUAACAUUCAAGAAUUUCAAUGGAUCUGCUUUGAGUAUGACUAACUUUGGAUACACCUUUAUAAAAGCUAAAAUAGUGUAAAAUCCAGGAUUCCUUAAGGAGGAAGGAGCAUGGGCUACUUUCAAGCCAUUUAUCCAAAUAAUGACUUUCCCUUUUCUGUUUUGCUUACAUUGAGUUGAACAGCUUAUUCCUAUUUUAUUUAUAUACUGUAUUUCCUCUCAAGGAGCAAAGGACAUGUUUAAUACUAUGCUAAAAAUAACUAAAAUAGCAGCAGAGUCACAAUAUCAACACAGCAGGGCAUUUAUGACGGUUCUGGAGAAUGAACUAUUGAAAUCUUACUUUGAGCAAAGAUGCAUCAUUUGAAAAGGAAAUGCCUGAUGUUUAUGUAGGCUGUUUUGCAGGAGCCUCUAGGGGUGCAGCAUUUUGUCAGUUAAUUGGUUAGAUGUGUCAACUAAAAGUCCUUUGAUUGCCUAAGAAGAUGCCCUUAGUUAAUUGAGCAGAAUGCUUUCCAAGGGUGUUAAUGGUUUUUUUUUCCAUAUAACUUACAUGUAACAGCUGUAGAUACGACUGGCUCCCUUAGAAGAGGCAUUUCCCCUUUUUAUGUGCAAGAGGAAUGAACACCUAUUUAGGCGUUGGCUGCAACACAGUGAUCUGGUUUGCUCAACACUGUAAGGCAGAUGAUGGCUUAGCAAGACCAUGCAGAUAGGCAGGCUCCCAGAGAGAAGCUCACAGCCGCUUUCCUCCUCUCCUCCCUGGCCAUUUUUACUGCUGUGCUAAGUCAAGGUUUGGCUUAGGAUCUUGUCCGAACCGAGGCUCACAGUUAAGCCAACUACAAGCCUUAACCUUGAUUAACACUCUUGGUUAGCAAAACUUAACCAUGAGCUUUGCUUUGUACAACAUGCGAAACCAAACCUUGGUGUGGCAGUAAAAAGGACCAGGAAGAAGCAAAGCAGCUGCAAACGCCUCUCUAAUAACCUUCAUAUUUGCGUGGACUUCCUAAACCAUAGCUUGUUUUACCGUGUUGUGUGAAUCAUCUUACUCUCCUUAUCCAUCACAGAUCAGGACCCUGGACAAGACUGGAGGUGCUGAUCCAGAGGCUGGCUAAAUCUCAGAACCUUGGCCAGCAAUCCUUUGGUUAAGAAGACUUAGCAAUGCCCUGGAGCAACUACCCGGGUUUUACGGUCCAACAAAGAAAGUCAGUCUGAAGGUUCUACUCCCCUGAAGGCUGCAACUUAGACGAAGCGACCCUGUGGGCCGACCGCACUCCUGGCAUUCUGCCAAGUUCAUAGAGAACCAGCCCGAUCUCAGUAUGAUGCAAAUAUCUCCUGGCAUGAUUGGCACUCCUUGGCAUCAAGCCUACCAUUCCAGUUCCUCCACAAGCGAUCUCUCCAGCUAUGAGCAUGGCUAUUUAAGAAGAAGUCCUGACCAGUACAGCUCUAGGGGAAGCAUGGAGAGUUUGGACCAUACCCCUGCGGGGUAUACCCAUCACCCCUGCCACCUUUCGCCAGCCAAAUCCACCAAUAGUAUUGACCAGCUUGCCCAUCUCCACAACAAGAGGGAUUCCGCAUACAGCUCUUUCUCAACCAGCUCCAGCAUUCCCGAAUAUCUGGCGCCCACAUUCUGCAAGGAGAGGUCCUAUUCCAUGGAGAACGUACAUUCCCGGGGCAGACCGCAAGAAGGGGGAAUGAGGCAGGCCGACAUCAGGUACAUUAAAACUGUCUACAAUGCCCAGCGAGGCGUUUCGGAGGAAUACGAAGUGAAGUCCUCUGCUCUUUCGCCAAACUUUGAGUCUCAGGCUAAAGGAUACGGCUAUAGCAGGUUGCAUGGCUACAACAAGGGUCUACCGACUCGGAGCUCGUCUGACAGCGAUAGCCACUAUAUGAAGGGGGCCCCUAUGCCACCGACCCGUAGUGACAGUUACGCAGCAACCAGGCACCACGAGAGGCCCAGCUCCUGGUCUAGCCUUGAACACAGGAAGUCCUGUAGGACUCACCCCAAAAGUGCUUGGCCUCACCUAGGCCAGGGCACCCCUCCUCCAGGGCAUCUCCAGAAACCUGCAUUCCUAGAAGGACAGCUCCACACUGUGAUGGAGAAGAGCCCAGAGAGCAGUCCCACCAUGAAGCCCAAACAAGUUUACUCGCAGGCAGCUCAGCCAGGGCAGCCUUUGCUUCCUACUGGUGUUUACCCUGUCCCUUCUCCUGAGCCCCACUUUGCCCAGGUUCCUCACCCUUCCACAAGCAACAGCGGGAUGCUUUACCCAGCGCUUGCCAAAGAGAGUGGGUACGCACACGCCCCUGCGUCUUCUCCAUCCUCGUACGAAAACGUUGCAGCCUGCAGGCAGCAUGCUGGCUUAGAUGAGAACGGAAACCAAAGCCCGCCGAACAAGGCUUCCAUAUUCUACCAGCCUGAGUACGUGCCAGGGAAGAAGCAGGAAGUGGAAGACGCAGCUCCAAAGUUCAUCUUGUACAGGAUGCACCCUGAAGCCUACCCUGCAUCUCCCAGGCAGGAUGAGUUGGCACCGCCGUAUAUGACAACAGCUUUGAUCCAGGAAAGUGCCAGAAACGCACAGCACUCGAACCACAGCUCUCAGGCACGCCUGCCUCAUCCGAGGGAUACGAUUGACAGCAAAGCCCUCUGCCAUUCAAAGGGGUAUGGGGCAGGAGAGCAGAAGGAAGAUAAGAACGCAAACCUGCAGAGAGAUCCCACAGCUCAAAACCAGUGGAACCCCAGUAAGGCCAAACAGCAUGCUUUUUCCUCCUUGCAAAACAUCCCGGAGAGCAGCAAGCUGCAGAACAGCUCAGAUCUGAAGGAGGUACCACAGUGCAAGAGCUACUCCGGUGCCAAGUGGCAUUUUGUGAAUUACAGCAGCCAAGCGGAGAAUGUAUGUCAGGGGCAGAUCCCUGGGCACUGGCAGGAUGGCGAGUGGCACAGCUUAGAUGGGUACCAGGACACCAUUGCCAGCGCAGAGGAUUUCCAUGGGGUGGAGCCAAAGUACAAGGAGCCCUCUCCACCAAUGGCCCCUAAGAUGUCAGACUUAAAUAUUCACCAGCUGGGUUCUAGCAACCUCCAGAACACUCAGUAUGGGCAACUGCACUCUCGGAAGGCCCGAUGCUCUGUCCUGGAGAAGGUCAGCAAGAUAGAGCAACGUGAACAAGGCUGCCAGUGGCUGCAGAGACUCAGCCCAAACAGUUUCAGCCAGAAUUUCAGCUCAGCCAAGCCCAACCUCAACCAUGUUGAGGACAUCCGAAAGAGGCGGAACUCUCAAGAGCAUCUUCACUUGCUUGGAGAUCAUAGCCGCCUGGCCAGCGCAAGGAGCUCAGACCCAGCCGCAUAUAUGCAGCGCCCAAGCAAGAGUGGGGCUGGCAGACCAGAGAGGGCUAAUUGGCACGGUGCAGAGCAGCAGAUGGAGGCAGCAAGUGCUGCUGUGGUGAUGCCAGGAUGGCACAGCAUCUAUAAUCAGGCCGGGAGCUCUGAUAGCGAGCCACCGAAACCGGCUGCGCAGCUGCCGCAAAGCAGAAGUGCUUUCCAGUUGUCGGAGGAGCGUGAGAGAGAAAUGUUGUGGAAGGGCAGCGCCCAGGACUCGAACGGCUCGCAGCUGGACCUCCCCUUUAGCAGGGCUUAUAGGAACAGCAUCAAAGAUGCCCAGUCAAAGGUUCUGAGGGCCACCUCCUUCAGCCGCAAGGACCUCAACAUCAGCCCUCAGUGUGGGAAGGAGCCCAGAAGGAGUGUGCAAAGGCCAACAUCAGCACAUGUUGGGAUGAGGAGCAUGGCAGCGUCUCCCCAUACCCCAAAGGAGAGGCAUAGCAUCACACCAACAGAGACCAAGCUGGAUUAUCCCAACAAAGAGAGUCUUUCUGCACCUCUGCACGUGGCACGCAUUGGGGGCAGGAGGCGCCUGAACCCCGACCAGAAAAAGAAGUCUUACUCCGAGCCGGAGAAGAUGAAUGAAGUGGGUGUGUCUGACAGUGAGCUGUCGCCCUUCUCCCACCAGCAGAAAGCCCUCCAGUUUGUUUUCCCAGAGAGUACGGUGGCUGACCGUCGCAAGAUAUUUGAGAGGGAGAACAAGGCGUGCUCCACCAUCAAUCUUUCCAAGCCGGAGCUGAAGCAGCUGCAGCAAAACGCGCUGGCAGAUUACAUUGAGCGCAAAACUGGGAAGCGGCCCUCUUCUGCAUCCCAAGACUCCAGCUUCCUGCAGGAGGGCUCUCAGUCCUCUUGCACGCAAACAGGUCCCCAAGAGGGGCAGUCUCUUUCAUCCUCAUCCAGCAUGAAUUCUCUCCAGGACCACAGUCUUUGCCAUCGCCGGGAGUCCCUGGAGCCGGUCUCUAGAGCAGGGCGUGGCUUUGCCACUCUUCCUCCUGGGCUUACGGGCUGCUUCGAUCCCAGCGGACCUGAGGGCAGGAAGGUGACCAGCCCAAAUAACGGCAGCAGGAGCAGCUCCUUUCCCAGUUGGCUAAAAGCAGACCAGCGUCAGGAUUGCAGAGCUGACCCAGAGCUCACCAAAAGCACCCAGACAGAUCUUGACGUGUGCACCAAGCCUUGCCAUGUUAAUAACCAAGUUCUGGAGAAGAGGUCGGCACCCACCAAGAAGCCCGGGAAGUCGGCCUCUGCAGAGGACCUGCUGGAGAGAUCAGAAAACCAGGCAGUCGCUGUGCACAUCCGAUCCAGGUCGUCUCCCACAGCGGAUAAAAUGUGCCAGGACAUCCUGGUGGGAGAAGGUAGUGAGUUCAGCCAUUUUGUGAAAGAUCCUUUCUAUGUAGUGGCUGCUGGCACCAGAUCAUUUGGCAGCAAAGAUAGAAGUCAAAAGGAGAAAUCGGCGUUCACACAAUAUCGUCCCCACACUCGCCAUAGCAAUGAGAGUGUCAGCACCUCGUUCAUACCGAAUGAGAGGCAGAAAGCUCCAGAUCUCCUCAGGCACCUCAGCAGGACCUCAGCAUUUACAUCACCUUCAGCAGAUACGAAGGGCCAUCCUCCUGAACCUAAGCCAGGCCCCAGGCUCGUUACCCCUUCCAGAUUUGGUUGGUCGUCAUCUAGCGGUGCUAACCCCAUGCCAGCUCCCUCAGAGUUCCAGGUUGCUGGUGAAAACCUAGUAACAAGAUGGCACCCCAGACCUGAGAGGGAUGACAUUGUCCAGGGCCAGGUUCCGGAAAGUUCCAACGGCCCACCCAAAGAGCCAGUGGAAGAAAUUACCUGGAGAUGGAAGUCAACCCUGCCUCUGAGGCACCUCCCGCCUACAACUAAACGGAUCAAAGAGGACAGCCCCUCCAGGAGUGCCAUGCCUUUUCAGACAACUGGGCAGAAAGCCUCCCAGAGGUGGCAAAGCCUUCCAUCUCAAAACAGCUCCUCUUCUGAGCCAGAGACUCCUUCUGGCCAAAGCAGGCUCUCCCUCCGCAUCUCAGAGUCCUGCCUGCAGGUGUCUCCUCAGGAAGAGGGCGAUGACGACGUUUUCUUCCAGCCUCGUGUUUUGGAUGCCACCUAUGAGCUUUCACCCCUUCCGCCUCCACUCCCUGCUCAGAGCCCCAACGCCGCUGAAAACACCAUGGAACAAUUCCCUCCUCCUCCUGCUGGCAUGCUGGAAGAGGACAAGACAGCAGUCGGAAACGCUGCCAGCCUUGGAGAGGAGGGGUCUGCACCCAGAACCCUCAAAAGGAUUCCCAGGAACUUUGGCGAGAGAGAGGAAAUGGGACCAAACUCUGCCUCCACUGCCAACACCAAGAGCAGCCGGGCUGCUUCACCGCCCCCUGCCGGAACCUCAGGACCCAAAGCGAAUGGCGUCCCACCUUCCUCGGAAGCACAACAGCCGCCUCUGCCCAUUCAAGGGCCGCCUGGCGAAGCUCCUGCCAGUCAGCCUCUCAUGCCUGUCAUCACCAGCAGGGAGCCCGAAAGCAGUGACCUCAUCCCCGAGAGUAACCCAGGGAGGGUGAAGACCCCGGAGGACAUCAAGGACGAGGCUUUGGCAAAGGAGAUCAUCCACAAGGACAAGUCGCUGGCUGACAUCCUGGAUCCCGACUCCAAGAUGAAGACCACCAUGGACUUGAUGGAAGGGAUAUUUCCCAGCGGGGCCAGGAUGCUUCGAGAGAACUCGAAGAGGAAAAUGAUGCAGAAAAGGGCCAACAGCUCUGGCAGUGGGUCUGUCCUGCCCAGUGAUAGCAGGAAAGAUGAGAAAGAAGCUUCUGCCUCAACGCUGGCCACAUGCUCAGCUUACUACAACAUAUCAGUACCCAAAGCCGAACUCCUGAACAAAAUCAAGGAUUUGCCAGAGGAAACAGGUGGCAAAGAAGAGCAGGUGGCAAUCAAUGAGAAAAAGGCUGAACUCAUUGAGAGCUUGUCCCACAAACUGGAGACCCUGAAAGAAGCCAAGGAAAGCCUGCUGGCAGACAUCAAGCUCAACAAUGCCUUGGGAGAGGAAGUCGAAGCUUUAAUCAGUGGUCUAUGCAAGCCCAAUGAGUUUGAAAAAUACAGAAUGUUCAUCGGAGACCUGGAUAAGGUGGUCAAUCUCUUGCUUUCACUCUCAGGACGCCUCGCUCGGGUGGAGAAUGUUCUCAGCAGCCUCAGUGAGGAUGCGGAUAAUCAAGAACGGAGCUCUCUGAACGAGAAGCGGAAGAUGCUGGCUGGCCAGCACGAAGACGCCCGCGAGCUGAAGGAGAACCUGGACCGGCGAGAGCACGUGGUCUGGGACAUCCUAUGCAAUUACCUCUCGGGGGAACAGCUCCGAGACUACCAGCAUUUCGUGAAGAUGAAAUCUGGGCUGCUCAUAGAACAGCGUGAGCUGGACGACAAGAUCAAGCUAGGGCAGGAACAGCUCAAGUGCCUUCUGGAGAGCCUCCCCACAGACUUCGCGCUUAGCAGCAGAAAGGGAGCAGAGCCUCUAACAGCCACUGGGACAAGCCAACCUCCAGCUCCAGCAUCUUCGCUCUGACCUUUCAGACACGGCUGCGUCAAACCUUUUAUUCUCAGAUUUAUUUAAUCAGAAACCUCUUUUAACUUUUUUUUAAAAAAGAUUUGAAGGAGGGUUUAAUUAUUAUUUUUUAAUUAACGUGGCGGCGGGGAGGGGAAUAAACAGCACGGAAAGAUUUCUUUUUCUUCUUUGUCUUCUCCUGGAGAUCACGACUUAAAUCUGUUUGGAAUACAUUGAGAAGGGACUGGAUUCUUGCGGCCAAGCAAGAUGCAGAAGAGACCGGCAGCACGUUCUACGAGGGAGGUCAUUAGCUAAUUAUAAAUAAACUCAAGCUGUCCCUACUGAAGGAGUCUUGCCCCCCCCUUCUGAGCACCUGACGGUCGUUAAAAUAAUGAAGGAUAUACAAUAAUGAAGCCUUAAUUAAAAUAUUAAUGAGAGACCUGCUGUCUUGAACAAUAUCCAUAUUUAUAUUUUUUAAAGCUACAAGAUAGAAUUCUGUAAAGAUUUUGUACAUACGCUAACCAGUUAUCAAUUCUACUUCAACAUGUACGUAGGGGGGAAAUGGUUAAAUAUUUUUUUUUGUACUUAACAUGGGAAAAGAAAAGAGGAACACCCUCGUCCCCACCCAAAAAACAACAACAACACCCCAUAGUCACACACCAUAUCUAAAUAAAGGACUAGCAGGAAAAGCUACAGGCCAGGAUCUAAGGAUGUUUGCAUGCAGAAAGAUGUACUUGGUGAAUGUAAGCCCAGGUGUUGGAUGUGGGUACAGUUUGGCAUCUGGAGCAGGAGGCAGGUGGAAAGUGCAGCCUUGUUUUCCCUGGGCAAGGUUCCCCAGUCAGAGUGCUAUGGCUCUGUCAUUUUUCCUCUCUGCCCUGCAUGGUAGGAUCCAGUGCAGGUCCGCGAGCAGGGUCCCCACCUGUGUACCAUCAAGGCGGUCACUGGAUUGCAGUUUUUAUCUCUUUCAGUGCCCAGUGAAUGUUGCCAGUAAGUGACCUUUCCACGAAAGCGUUGCACAGCAAAAUCCCGUCUUCCAGAUCUGCAGUGCGAAGCAGCAGCCGUUGGAACAAGCACUUGUGUGAACCAAACAACUCAGGAGUCAACGUUUAACUGAAGCAAAGACAAACUUCCUCCUUGAGACUCUCUCUUGGGCUCUGUGAUAUUAUUAUUAUUAUUAUUUUUAAAAAAAGAAAGAAAGAAAAACAGUAACAAGAGAAAGCAUGGAACUGCAUGCAGCCUGCAAACUUAUUUGAAUUACUUCUUGAGGUGGUUCAUUGAAUGUCCUUAUUUAUGGAUUGCUUUAAAUGGAAACGGAAAUGAAAUCCUUAGCCUUGGUUGUUUCUUUUAAAUGUAGUGGUGCUUUGCUCAAACCCCAUUGGAACUGGCCAUCCCCCAAAGCCAUCUUUACCCAAAACUGAGGUGGGAAGUGCAAAAGUUGUGCAGGUAGAGUUGCUCACCCCACAGUCUCUUCAAUGUCUCUCUGCUAAAAGCACUCCCCUUUGUUUAGAUGGGAGACUAUGCAAAAGCCAGGUUCCGAUAUACACAUCUCCCCCAUCUUCCAAAUGAUCCAUAAUCCUAGUUCAAGGACACUUUCCAGCCAGGCGGAAGCCCUUGUGGAGGAAACAGUCGUUUAGGGGCUUAGCCUAGUGCAGGCAUAGGCAAACUUUGCCCUCCAGAUGUUUUGAGACUACAAUUCCCAUCAUCCCUGUCUUGUUGGCUAAGGCUGAUGGGAGUUGUAGUCCCAAAACAUCUGGAGGGCCGAAUUUGCCUAUGCCUGGCCUAGUGGAUAAGAGGCAAAGACUGAAAAAGAAUCCUUGGGGGUCAGAAGGGCCUAGAGGGUGACAAUUGGCUCUUGGAGGUUCAUCUAUGAUUUUGAUGAAACAGAAUACUGCCUCCAUGUGCUCUGCUCCAUUUCUUUUAAGACUUACUAAGGCAGCGAGAGAGAGAGAGUCCUUCCUGUUUAUGCUGAGUGACCAGCAUUCAGCAAAGACCUGGCUGCUUCUAGAUGCAUUGAGAGGUAGAACUACAUAGGAAAGUCAUGGUCGGCAGGUGUGGGUGGGCAAUGUGUCAGGAUAGAGCCAGUCAGCAGGAGAAAGCCUGUAGAUGCCCUCCUCCCACCUGCCAACUUUCCCUUGCUACCUACCCCACUCGUGGUGAGCAUUGUGGUAGAAACACAAAGCCUGCCUUUCACUCGUAAUGCACAGCUCUGCCCAGAGUUUAAUGACAAGGAACAGGAGUGCUAUUUUAAAGAGCAUUUCUUCCUAUAGGUUUUCAUUUUCGUAGCUUGCCCUAACUUUUGCAGCAUUGCCAGCGAGGCAAACAGCCGACCUCUCUUUCCAAACAAAGGGAUUUUGUUAUGUUUAAAAGAAAUGCAUGCCUAGCAAGCACACGGGUUCACUUAAUCGUUGAUUGAAGUGGCCCAAUCUGACUGCCGAAGGUGUCCCAGGGAAUUGGCUGAAAAGCAGAGGUGUUGUUGAGACUCCGCUCACCUGCAGCUUGUAUGCUAAAGCCCAGUGUGGUUGCUUAGCUCGGGUUAUAGACCAGUUGCAUCACCUUUGAUGUGGCUGGCCAAACUUUGGCUACCUCUGAUUUGAUGUUGCCGCUCCUGCAACCUGGAAUGGAUCCCCUUCUGUCCCUCCACAUGUUUCCACUAAGCUGGGAUGGGGAAUCUGUGGUCCUGGAGAUGUUGCUGAACACCCAUCAGCCCCAGCCAAGAUGGCAAGAUGGCUAAUUGUCCGACAUCUGGAAGGCUGCAGGACACUUAUCCUUGCACUAAGCUUCUGUGGCAGCUUUUUCCUAAUAUGCAAGGCCUGUUCAUUUUCACGGUGACUCUCUAACAAGCAAGGCAGUCUCAUAACCCCUCUUGCUUACAAACAUGAGCCAAGGCUGGAAAAAUGGUGAGUUAAACCAGCCAGGCACUCAUCAUACAGAUAGGACUAUUUAUUUAGCCAAGACUGGCUCUUCUCUACUCACCUUCAUGCAGUGCCAGCCCUAUCAUUAGGUAGAAUGCUAUGGCAACCUUCUAGCUGUUCCCUUCUGUUGGAGGAUACAGCUGCUUAUGGCACCCUGCCUGUCCUUAGUUCACAUGAUCUGGCACACUGACUCAGGUGCAACGGAGGAAGUUGUCUCAUCGCUAGUGUUGAAGCAAGAGUCUGCUGCCACUCUGGUUGGCUUCCAUAUGUGGAAUAGUGGGGAGAGAGGAAUACCAUCAUCUCCGCCUAGGGCAAGAUUUGCCCUGCAAGCUGCAUCACUUCCAGAUGUUUUCCAAGGUUUGAAAGUUUUAUAUGUUGCCCUGCAGAAGGGCAAGUCUACCGAAUGCUUAUCAUGUGCGUACUCUGGCUCAGAGCAUAUGCUGCCCGUGGGAAAGCUCCCUAGCCGAACUGCGAAGCCCAAAUCUCUUACAGUGGUGAUUUUGUUUUGCCUGUGUGAAAGGCAUUUCUUCCAACAAUCGAGGAGGUAUUUGGUUCAUCUCCGUUCAAUGGGGGUUUGUCCUCAACACUCUGCUAUCUGGUUGUUGAUUGGCUCCAAGCAGCUUCUCUGGCUCUGAUCCUUUAUCUUGCCGGAUAAAGUUUGUUCCAAAGAAACCAUGUUGAGUACUUUCCCUUUUGCUCUUUUUAGAGAAGCAAGCACAAAAGUCUAAAAUGCAUCUUUUAGCAGCAACUCGGCCUCAGAUCCAUAGUAUCCUAUUGAGCACUGUGCGGAAUCUCAACCCUUCACAAUUUAGGCUCCGCUGCAGUUCUAAGAUUCGGAAUCAGACCAAUUUUGCAGUGUAGGUGCUUUUUUUAUGACCCAAGGCAUAAAUUGUAAUACUGUUUGCUUUUGAUCAAUUGCCCUGUUGCUCUGGCUAGGAUGUUUCUUGGUUUCAGUAUAAUUGUGCUUAAUGACAUCAGUGAAGCUCUGGGAGGAUUUUGGACCAGUAGAACAGGGGUGGCCAACAUGGUGCCCUCCAGAAGCUGUAGGCCGACAACUCCCAUCAUCCAUGACCUUUGGCCUUUGCUGGCUUGUGCUGAUAGGAAUUGUAGUCUGAUAUUGUCUGAAGGGCACCAUGUUGGCUAAGCCUACCUUAGAGCAGGGGGGAUCUUGGCAUCCUUUUCCUCUGUGGAAAAGUCUUGGUCCUAGUAUCUCCUUAGGCUGUAUUGUAAGGCUCCUGUUUACACCGCAUCCUGUGAGUUUCCCCCACUGGUUUGGGAAGCGGUGCAUACAAUCCAAAACUAUCCUGUUUCUAUCCUGUCAUCCAUGAAAUACUGUGUUUUGAGACGGUAAGCUGUACAGACCCGAUAAGUUACAGGAGGUGGGAUAAUGGUGUCGCUAUCACUGAAAGAUGGAGAGCCCAUUUCUGGCUAAGUGCUAAGCUGGUUGUCAUAGGGCAUUUCUGGAUGGCAGGUUCAGUAGACCAACUGGGCUUGCUGCUGGUCCAAAGAGCACAGAGUCCAACAUGGGAUAGUACAGAGCAACCUUGUAUUUCUUGAGGUAACUCCAACCACAAGCAGCCUCCUUUGGUGAUGCAGUCCUGAGUGCCGAGUGGUGUGCCGUUGAAUAUUUACAAUGUCACCUGAGUGAGGACCAAGAUCCCAGGGCAAACUCGCAUCAGCUUUGCCAGUGAGACGCAGCCAGAAUUCUCUUUCUGCUAAUGCAAGAGAUCUUGUGCUAGCAGAUGGGUAAGCUUUAAUGUUAUGCAACUGAGAGAUCCUAAGCAAAAGUCGCAUUAGCAGAAAUCCUUCGUGCAACAGGCUGCUCCACCUAUUAUGCAACAAAAGUUACCAGCAAUUUGCUUAUGCAUUCUCUUGCCCAACAAUGCUUCACUGGUGCAAAACUUUUCUCCAGUGGAGCGCUAUACCACUAAAUGACUUUAAGGCAGCAUUGCAUUGAAUACACUCCAAUAUGCCCAUAAUCACUACUAGCCCCUUAAAAAUGUCCUAGCCCGCUUGCCUACACAGCCCUCUGUUGGGGUUUUGUGGCAUACAGAGAGCAUAGAGAGAAAACCCACCAACUCAUCGAAUUUAUAUAAGCUUCCCAAGCUGGUGGCCUAGAAAUUAUUCUUGCAUGCCCUCAAGCAAAUGGGCCAGACUGGCUAUAAUACAAUAAUGUGGUUCUGGUGGCCUUAAAAAUCCUUGUCUGUUUUGUGGCAGGCAAAGGGACUCUGGUUGUGUGCAUGUGUAGACAAGACACCAGGGCCGCGUCAAGACAUUUUGGCAUCUGAGGUGAGCCACAAAAUGGCACCCCUCUUCCCUGCCAGGAAGUCUGGACAAGUGAAGAUCUACAUCAACAACAAGGGGGAAUGAAGACCUACAUUGGGUUCUGCUGUCCCUGUUGAUUCUGCCGCCUGAGGUAGUCACCUCACCUUGCCUCAUGGGUUGGCCGGCCCUGCAUAGCACUCUUUUGUUCCUGCUCUGUGUGGGUUGUUGGUUGGUUAAAGAAAAGGGUUUGUUUUGUUUUUGCACUGCCUCAUCUAAAGAUUGUCAUGAUUCUCUGGGUUGUUUUUUAUGAAUGAUCAACAUUGGUAGAGGAUGGCGAUGUGUACUUGGAAACAAUUAAAGGUUAAUAGUUCACUGUGCAAUUGUUUCUUCCUGCCUUGAGUGUGACUUCUGA